GGAUGAGAGAUGGUGUCACCGUCUUUUGUCAAACCAUCCGCUCCAUCCCUUCGUCUGCUCCGCUUCCUUCGUUCGCAAUCCGAUAUUUGCUGCUUCAAACAGAACGUUGACCACCCCCGCCCGCGCGUCUCUCAUGGGAAUUAUGGAUUCUAUCGGAAUUUUCGACUUACUAGUGAUCAGCUUGGAUGCGGCGGGCUGAUAUCAUCCGCGGUCCGAUGCCCGUCGACCCUUCAAGCGUCUCUUCUGUCAUUCAUUCGUCCGAAGCCGAGGAAAUAUUCGUCUUUGCUGAAAGUCUCUUCUGCACGCCCCCCUCACCUCCGUGGCAGUGCCAUAAGGCAUCCAGCGAGUCAGCAAAUAUCCUGGUUCAGCGGCACCUCCAAAAGAAACCGGAACUUCCUUCGGCGACUUUUGGGUCUUCAAGUUCCCCGUCCGCCGGCCCAUUUGAAACCGGAUGAUCUUCCUUCUAGUGGAGCCUUCGAGGAUGGCCAGGAGUGCAAUCCAUUUACCACUGGGAGAAAGCUGGCUUUGAAGGCUUCAAAUGAGCCUCGUCUGCGAUGCACUGAGUUCGAUGAGAAUGGGAAUGUUACGCUUAUAAGCGAGGAGUUUAAGAAAAGUGAAUUAAUCGCAAAAUACGGUCUUCUUCCUCGGGAUCUUCGGAAAAUCGAUUCUUCGGUGAUACCACACAUUCUUGUUCGUCAUAGUGCUAUCCUUCUCAGUUUGCUCCAUCUCCGCGUGCUAAUCAAGGCGAAUCGCGUUCUCGUCUUUGAUGCUUACGGCUCGGCCGAUACUUAUACCCAAUCUCUUUUUAUGUACGAUCUCGAAGGGAAGUUACGUCAAAAGGAACCAGCUUCUUCAAGACAGGCAGCGGCGUUGGGGGCGUUACCAUAUGAGUUUCGAGCACUUGAGGCAGUUCUAGUCAGUGUAACCAGCGGGCUCGAGGCCGAAUUUGAGGGUGUCCGAGAGCCAGUUGUGCGGGUUCUUCGUGCCCUUGAAGAAGAUAUCGAUCGUGAUAAGUUGAGACAUCUGCUCAUCUACUCGAAACGGCUAGGCACAUUUGAGCAAAAAGCUAGAUUGGUUCGUGAUGCGAUCGAAGAUCUGUUGGAAGCAGACGACGAUCUCACUGCAAUGUAUCUCUCCGAGCGAUCCGGGGGCGUACGCAGGGAUGAGCAUGACCAUCAGGAGAUUGAAAUGCUACUAGAAUCGUACCAUAAAGUGUGCGAUGAAAUAGUCCAGGCUAGUGGGAACUUGGUCACGAAUAUUCGCAAUACUGAAGAAAUUGUGAAAGCGAUUCUCGAUGCCAAUCGUAACUCUCUUAUGCUCUUAGAACUCAAAGUCAGUAUAGGGACUCUCGGUUUGGCAGUAGGCACGUUACUAUCAGCGCUCUACGGAAUGAACUUAAAGAACUUCAUCGAGGAAUCGGAUCUUGGAUUCGGAGCAGUUUCUGCCGUCUGCUUCGCGUCCUCUGCGUUUGUCUGUAUAUACGGACUUUUGAAGCUACGCAGGGUGCAGCGUGUAAGAAUGUGGGGCGAAGGUGGCAUUCAAGAUCCUUACAUGGGCGGCUUGGGCCUUCGCGGUUCCACGCCAUUACCAAGCCGUGGAAACUGGCGCUCAGAUGCCAUCGAUCCGGCCUGGACGGGUCUUCCUGUCGAAGGGCGUGCUCAGAGGAUGAGAAGGGUAAGAGGUGCUAUAGGGACGGCGGCGUCGCAACCUUCGAUGCCUCUAUCAAGCCAUGCGGCCGCAAAACCGAAACUCAGCGUCAAAACGUCGCCGGUCAAUGCAACGCAAUCAGGAAAUGUGUCGAAUAAAAACCAAACCCAGAAGCAAAGGCAGUCUGAACCCGAGAAAGACGAGUUCGAGGAACCCACGAUGGGUGGCGCUGCCUUGGGUGCGUCUCGCUAA
Messenger RNA from Coccidioides posadasii C735 delta SOWgp, 1899 nucleotides. RefSeq names its product magnesium ion transporter (gene MRS2). Gene Ontology annotation, molecular function: magnesium ion transmembrane transporter activity. Gene Ontology annotation, biological process: mitochondrial magnesium ion transmembrane transport. The record is from RefSeq and is a predicted model, not a curated record. Gene Ontology annotation, cellular component: mitochondrial inner membrane. NCBI's taxonomy places the organism in Eukaryota, Fungi, Ascomycota, Eurotiomycetes, Onygenales, Onygenaceae.